Haemonchus placei is the source of this 1320-nucleotide messenger RNA. NCBI's taxonomy places the organism in Eukaryota, Metazoa, Nematoda, Chromadorea, Rhabditida, Trichostrongylidae. The record is from the annotation of a GenBank genome assembly.
AUGAGGUUGAUUUUCAGCUUUGCCACCCUGAUCUACCAUGCAUUCACCUGUGUUGCAUAUUUAUCUCCUUUGGUUGGAUCGGUACUUGCUGAUUCAUAUCUGGGCAGGUUCAAGGUAAUACUCUACGGUUCAUCUAUCUACGUGCUUGGCCAUGUACUACUGUCCUUCGGAGCCGUGCCAACGUUGGGUUUAGAUGUCCGGACGUUUUUCGAUUAUGGUGGUCUCUUUGUGAUCGCCUUAGCCACGGGAGCUAUUAAGCCGUGCGUGUCUGCGUUUGCAGCCGAUCAGUUCACGGAGGAGCAGCAGGAUCUUCGGGCACAAUUCUUCAGUUUCUUCUAUUUCGCCAUCAACGCCGGCUCAUUAUUCGCCAUCAUUUUAACGCCAAUUCUUCGUGGUCGAGUGAGCUGCCUGGGAUCCCAGUACUGUUUUCCAUUGGCUUUCGGAGUUCCUGGCGUACUCAUGGUUGUCGCUUUGCUGUUCUUCCUCUGCGGUUGGAAAAUGUACAAAAAGUUCCCACCCAGCCGUGAGAAUAUCGCUGGCGCCGUAAUUCGAUGUAUAUGGUUGGCUGGAACUCGGACACUAUUUGGGCGUUCAUCGAAGCCUGUGGCUCACUGGUUGGAUCGAGCUGCCCCAGAAUUCUCUUCGGAGAUGAUCCAAGCCGUGCGAUCGUUUGUCAAUGUGGCAGUCAUCUUUGGGCCGCUCGUAUUCUUCUGGGCUCUUUUCGACCAACAAGGUUCAACAUGGGUGCUUCAAGCUCGUCGAUUGGAUGGACGAAUCGGGUGGCUUACCGUACUACCUGAACAGAUCAAUAUCCUCAAUCCUCUUGUCGUUCUCAUCAUGGUACCCGUGUUCGAAGGAUUCAUUUACCCAUGUGCACGAAAGGCCGCAAUGGGUUCGGUGAGAGUUUUGCACGUGCACGACAACACAAUGGAAAGCGAUUACCAUGAAUUGGUACGUCCUAACACGGUGUCGAUCCUGUGGGUGCUGCCGCAAUACUUCGUCAUCACCCUCGGCGAAGUCCUGCUAUCGGUUACCGGCUUAGAAUUCGCCUACUCUCAGUCAGCGCCCAACAUGAAGAGCGUCCUACAGGCCCUUUGGCUUCUUACGGUGUUCAUGGGCAAUGUGAUCGACAUGGGCAUCAGUGGUACCCAUAUCAUUCCCGAACCGGCUACCGAGUUCUUCUUUUACGCUUUUCUCAUGAUACUCGUAAUGGGAAUUUUCAUUUUACUAGCCUGUCGGUACACCUACGUGGAAAACGGAGAGGAGGUGCAACCGACGCAGAAAAAAGAGCAUGUCAUCUCUGAGGACACCACUUGCUAG